This is a messenger RNA of Rhododendron vialii, 1499 nucleotides long. RefSeq names its product E3 ubiquitin-protein ligase At1g12760-like. Bases 190 to 1212 code for a protein of 340 amino acids. The record is from RefSeq and is a predicted model, not a curated record. The transcript is spliced from 4 exons. NCBI's taxonomy places the organism in Eukaryota, Viridiplantae, Streptophyta, Magnoliopsida, Ericales, Ericaceae.
GAAAAUCCCAUACCCGGCACCACCUGCUCCCCUCUCUUCCCACUGACAUUGUGCCCACUAAAAAGCCUUCCCCCCCCCCCCCCCCCCCACUCUUCCUUCACCAGUUUUCACCACCCCCAAAUCCCCCCCUCCCCCCCCUCUCUCUCGUAGGAGUAUCACACACAAGAAAACUGAACCAAUCAGAAUCUCAUGGAAGACCCACGUCCCUUUCUGGGCAGCAAUGCAAACACAAGGGUCACACGAACCAUUGCUCUCUCACUACCCAUCAUCACCCGCCUCUACUCCGCCCUUCACCGUAUCUCAAUCGGAGACCGCUUUGACCCUCAAUUGGACUCAGAGGGCUAUUAUGACAGCGAUGAUGAUCCACCGGCCGCCGAUUACGGCGGCUACUCGAAGCCCUUUCUAGUGCUUGACGUUAUAUGGAACCUAGCCUUUGUCUUGGUGUCUGUGUUUGUGCUUUUGAUUACUUUCCGAGAGAAACCCUCCACCCCUUUGAGGGUUUGGAUCUUUGGGUAUGCUUUACAGUGUUUGUUGCAUGUGGGUUUUGUGUAUCUUGAGUGCCUGAGGAGGCAUCAGUCUCGUUUUAGCGUUGGGCUUGAUGGGUUUCCAUUGACUGACACUCGCAGCAGCAUUGCGAAGAGGUUGGAGUCGAUGAAUACAGUGAUUUCAUCCAUCUGGUGGGUGUUUGGAUUCUAUUGGAUUGUUUUAGGUGGGCAAGCACUUCUGGAAGAUUCUCCCCGUCUUUAUUGGUUAGCAGUGGUUUUUCUGGCCUUCGACGUGUUCUUUAUGGUCUUUUGCAUUGUGAUGGCUUGCGUUGUCUUCUUCGCUCUUUUUUGCUGCUUUCCAGUUUUGGCAACAAUUGCCUAUGCAAUGAGAAUUGCGGAAGGAGCAUCUGAACAUGAUAUCAGGACUCUUCCAAAGUUCAAGUAUCGCUGGGCUAAUUCUUUGAGGACACCUGGAAAUAGUAGGAUGCAAGAACCUGUUGAAUUAACCACUGAGUCAGGAGGGAGUGAUUCCACACCUGAACUUCCUCUUCAUUCAGAGGAUUCUGAGUGCUGCAUAUGCCUUCACCAGUAUGUAGAUGGGGCAGAGCUGUGUGCCCUUCCCUGCAGACACCAUUUUCACGUUGGAUGCAUCAGCAAAUGGCUCCGAAUAAAUGCUACCUGCCCUCUAUGCAAAUUCAAUAUCCUCAGGGGGGAUACCUUAGUCUGAUCCAACUCCUCCUUCUGGGGUUUCAACUCUCAUUUAUUAUAUCCAUAUAGGGAGAAAAAAGCUGAGGGAAAUAGAGAUCAAGAUCUUGCUGAACUGUCCAUAAAGGAUGGGAGAGAAUUUCUUGGUAUCAAAUUCAGGGGUCCAGCUUAAUGUAAUUGUAUAUGUGGAUUUUUCAUCUCUUUUUGAACUUGGCCUUUACCCCUUCUGUGCAUAGAGUUUUUAUCUUUUUUCUUUAGCCGACUCUUGAAUUGUUCUGCUUUGGUAUCCCUAGUCACUGAUUUCAUGUU